AGAGAACUUGAAUUUCGCCACAGGGAAGAGAUGAGGAAGAAGGUGGACGAGCGAAUUAGAACUCUUAUCGAGAAUGGCGUCAAAAGCAGGCACAGGUCCAUGUUCGUCAUCGUCGGCGACAAGUCACGUUACCAGAUUGUGAAUCUUCAUUACAUUCUUAGCAAGGCACAAAUCAAAUCCAGGCCAACUGUUUUGUGGUGUUACAAGACCAAACUUGAACUCAGCAGUAAUAAGAAGAAACAUGCCAAGCAGGUUAAGAGAGAGAGAUAUAAGCGGGAAGGUCUUUUGGAUCCUGAUAAAGUUGAUGCGUUUUCGUUGUUUAUAGAGAGUGGGGGAUUAACUUAUUGUUUAUAUAAGGAUUCCGAAAGAAUUCUCGGGAAUACCUUUGGAAUGUGUGUACUUCAGGAUUUCGAGGCGUUGACACCUAAUCUCCUAGCAAGAACAAUUGAGACUGUGGAAGGAGGAGGGUUGAUUGUUUUGAUGCUUCGUUCUCUAUCCUCACUGACCAGUCUGUACACCAUGGUGAUGGAUGUCCAUUAUAGAUUCCGAACUGAAUCUCACUCUGAAGCUGUUGGGCGCUUUAAUGAACGCUUUUUAUUAUCACUUGCUUCUUGCGAGUCAUGUGUGGUCAUGGAUGAUGAGAUGAAUGUGUUACCGAUUUCAUCUCACAUUAGGUCUCUUACCCCAGUUCCGGAGGACUUGGAGGGACUCUCAGAAGCACAACAGGAGCUGAAAAACCUUAAAGAACAGCUGAAUGAAGAUUUCCCAGUUGGGCCGUUGAUUAAGAAAUGUUGCACGUUGGACCAGGGAAAAGCUGUCAUCACUUUUCUGGAUGCAGUUCUGGACAAGACACUUCGUAGUACUGUUGCAUUGUUGGCUGCUCGUGGUCGUGGGAAAUCAGCUGCUCUUGGUUUAUCAAUUGCUGGAGCAGUUGCCGUGGGGUAUUCAAAUAUCUUUGUAACUGCACCCAGCCCAGAGAACUUGAAAACCUUGUUUGAAUUUAUAUGCCAAGGUUUUGAUGCACUUGGGCACAAGGAACAUAUUGAUUAUGAUGUGGUGAAAAGCACGAAUCCUGAGUUCAAGAAAGCUACUGUAAGGAUUAACAUCUACAAGCAUCAUAGACAGACAAUUCAGUAUAUACUCCCGCACGAGCAUCAAAAGCUUUUGCAAGUUGAAUUAUUGGUUAUUGAUGAAGCAGCUGCGAUUCCACUGCCACUUGUAAAGUCUUUGCUUGGGCCAUUCCUGGUCUUCCUGUCAUCCACAGUUAAUGGUUACGAAGGUACUGGGCGCUCUUUAUCGCUUAAACUUCUGCAGCAAUUGGAAGACCAAAGCCAUGCAUCUGCUAAGAUCGCAGAGGGCACUGGUUCUGGCCGUCUAUUUAAGAAAAUAGAACUCAACGAGUCCAUCAGAUAUGGUUCUGGGGAUCCCAUAGAGCGCUGGAUUAACACUCUACUAUGCUUAGACGUUUCAAAUGUCAUCCCUAAUCUUAGCAGGUUACCUCCACCCAGUGAGUGUGAUCUAUACUAUGUUAAUCGGGACACCCUCUUUUCCUGCCAUAAAGAUAGUGAAUUAUUUUUGCAGCAAAUGAUGGCCUUAUAUGUUGCUUCACAUUACAAAAAUUCUCCAAACGAUCUGCAGCUGAUGGCAGAUGCUCCAGCUCACCACUUAUUUGUAUUACUUGGACCUGUUGAUGAAUCAAGUAAUCGACUUCCUGAGAUUUUGUGUGUCAUCCAGGUCUGUCUUGAGGGGCAGAUAUCUAGCCAAUCAGCAAUCAAAAGCUUGAGCCAUGGUCACCAACCUUUUGGGGAUCAAAUUCCUUGGAAAUUCUGUGAGCAAUUUAGAGAUACAGUUUUCCCCUCACUUUCAGGCGCUCGCAUUGUGCGCAUUGCCACACACCCAAGUGCCAUGAGGCUUGGGUAUGGCUCGCAAGCAGUUGAGCUUUUAACACGUUACUAUGAAGGACAACUUACUCCUAUCUCUGAGAUCGAUGUUGAAGUUGAAGUUGAAGUAGUAGCUCCACAAGUUAGAGUUACAGAAGCUGCAGAGAAGGUUUCAUUACUUGAAGAAAAUAUAAAACCUCGAACGGAUCUUCCUCAUUUGCUAGUACAUCUGCGUGAAAGACGCCCAGAGAAGCUCCAUUACAUUGGUGUCUCAUUUGGCCUAACCUUGGAGCUUUUUCGCUUUUGGAGAAAGCAUAAUUUUGCUCCUUUCUACAUUGGCCAGAUUCCAAAUGCUGUGACUGGUGAGCAUACAUGCAUGGUCCUGAAACCUUUGAACAAUGAUGAAAUUGAAGUUGAUGGAUCAAAUCAAUGGGACUUUUUUGGUCCAUUUUAUGAAGAUUUCAAGAAAAGAUUUGCUGGACUUUUGGCUUCCACUUUUCGUGGCAUGGAAUACAAGCUUGCUUUGAGCAUAAUAGAUCCAAAAAUCAAUUUCAUGGACCAAGAACCUGGGAAGAUCAAUUCUGAUAAAUGUUUGGGCCCAGUUAGAGAAUAUUUAUCACCACAUGAUAUGAAGCGACUAGAGGCUUAUGUUGACAAUCUGGCUGACUUCCAUCUGAUUUUAGAUAUUGUUCCCACCCUUACACAUCUGUACUUCCAAGAAAAGCUUCCAGUUACACUGUCAUAUGCUCAGGCUUCUGUAUUACUGUGCAUUGGUUUGCAGAAUCAGGGCAUUUCAUACAUUGAGGGACAACUGAAGUUGGAAAGGCAACAAAUAUUGUCUUUAUUUAUAAAGGUAAUGAAGAAGUUCUACAAAUAUCUGUAUGGCCUUGCAUCCAAGGAGAUUGAAUCAACCUUGCCUCGACUGAAAGAAAUUGUUUUGAAACCUCAUAGCAUCUCUGUGGACGAAGAUCUGAACAAUGCAGCUAAACAAGUUGAGGAUGAUAUGAAGUCAAAACAAGAAGCAGUCUUUGCUCCUGAAAUGCUCCAGCAGUAUGCCAUUCAAGAUGGAGAAUCUGGUCUUAAGAAUAUUAUAGAAAAUAAUGGUGGAAAAAUACCCACAGGUGGACUUAUUAGUGUGAGAUCCAGUAAGAAUGUUGUCCCACCCAAGGGAAGCCAUAAGAAAGACAAAAAGCAGGGUGAAGGCAACCCCAACAGUAGAUCAAGCAAAAGGAAAAGAACUUGA
Abrus precatorius (Indian licorice) is the source of this 3123-nucleotide messenger RNA. Its product is annotated as RNA cytidine acetyltransferase 1-like. Gene Ontology annotation, biological process: rRNA acetylation involved in maturation of SSU-rRNA. Gene Ontology annotation, cellular component: 90S preribosome; nucleolus. The record is from RefSeq and is a predicted model, not a curated record. Bases 31 to 3123 code for a protein of 1030 amino acids. Lineage: Eukaryota; Viridiplantae; Streptophyta; Magnoliopsida; Fabales; Fabaceae. Gene Ontology annotation, molecular function: 18S rRNA cytidine N-acetyltransferase activity; tRNA binding; ATP binding. The transcript is spliced from 26 exons.